This is a messenger RNA of Vigna radiata var. radiata (mung bean), 2438 nucleotides long. Its product is annotated as DNA damage-binding protein 1a. Gene Ontology annotation, cellular component: nucleus. NCBI's taxonomy places the organism in Eukaryota, Viridiplantae, Streptophyta, Magnoliopsida, Fabales, Fabaceae. Gene Ontology annotation, molecular function: protein binding. Bases 1426 to 2250 code for a protein of 274 amino acids. The record is from RefSeq and is a predicted model, not a curated record. The transcript has 8 exons.
AAUUGUAUCAUGUCAAGAGUCUCGAGAGGAAAUAUAUUGCUGCUUCCUCAAACAUACCGGGUAACAAGCUCAGCAGUCUCAGAAUCCCAUUGAAGAACACAAAAUGUCUUUGAAUUAAGAUAAACAGAUACUCUUGUGCUUCAUCCUGAGACCAAAUAUACGUUUAGGGUUUUUUCUUCAUCUAUUCCUUUUCUUUUUCGUUUAGGAUUUUUUCUUCAUCUAUUCCUUUUCUUUUUCGCUUAGGGUUUUUUCUUCUUCUCCUUUUCACUUCUUUUUCAUUAUCAUGAAAUGUAAGUCCAUCGAGAUUCACUUUUUUUCACUUCUUUUGUUCUCAAUAUAUCUUUGCAGCCUAUGUUGGACGUCCCGAUAUAUACCGCCAAACAUCCGUUUUUCUUGAGUUAUUUGUAAUUUGUCUUUUGCUUCUUUUGGUCUCAAAGAGGGUGAAGCACAUAUUAUCUCUUUAUCGUAACUGAAAGAUAUACAUCUUGAGGAAGCAGCAAUAUUUUUCCUUUGGAGUGGACUUACUCUUGCCAUGAUUGUUUUCGAAUAGAUUGAAAUCAACUUUAUUUUUAAUCUUACCAAUUAUUACGACGUUUAGGGACAUAUAAUCAGUCAGCUGGGGUGCCAACAAUCUCAAUGUGAAUUUUGUAAUGCAACCAUCCUAUUGGCCAGAAUAGGAAACUUUAUAUGAAAUGUCUCAAAGAGAGUUUUGUAACUCUGUAUUCUCUCUUUGUUAAUUACUUCAUUAGUAAUACUUUUAUUGCUAAGCUUUCUGGUGUUGUUGGAUGAAGAAAUGGGAAGCAAACUGCGUUUCUGACAUGUAUUCUUUAUAUUGUUGCACAUAACACAGCAUGCCAUCUCUGCAUGACCAGAAAAUUCCAAUUGAUAUGUUUUGUACAGCUUUGCUUAUGAAGACGGAUAGGUGUAUCCGUUAGAACGAACAUGUGAAGGGAAAUUUUAGUUUAGUAAAUUGCAUACUCUUGACCUCCUAGAGCUAGCCUCCUGCAUUAGGCUGCCUCUUUUACUUUCUUUUGUGUGGGAUUAUUUUCUAUACCUGUGAUCUUGAGUAGUGUUCUAAAUGUACAAGCUCAAAAUUUCUUAGAAAAAUGAUUGGGAUGUUUUCGUCACUUGACCUCCCAGACUGAGUCUCUAGCUUCGUUCUGCCACUUUACUUUCUUCUGGGCGGGAUUAUAGGCUGAUAGCUUGGUGGUUUUGAGUGGUAUCUUACGUAUACAAGCUAGGAUUUUCUAUGAAAAAUGAAGAUUGGAAUGUUUUCCGCAACCUGACCUUUCCAUAUCUUAAUUGAAUAGAUAUUGUCUGGGUCAUUUGAGACCCAAACAGGACUCUGGAGGUGGAGUUAUGCUGGGAGUUAUAAGUCAAAAUUAGAAUGGGCCUCCAGAUUCUUAACAUAAGUGCCACUUAAAUAUGACAGAGGCAAUGCGGAAGGUUUCUGAUGGGAUAGGACGUCCCACUGAUAACGUUCAGAUUGGCAUUAUUGAUCCUGAUUGUAGGUUGAUUGGACUUCACUUUUAUGUUGGUUUGUUCAAAGUUAUUCCCUUUGACAACAAUGGUCAGCUCAAGGAAGCAUUUAAUAUAAGGCUGGAGGAGCCUGAAGUUUUGGAUAUCAAAUUUCUUUAUGGUUGUUCAAAGCCAACCAUCGUGGUUCUUUACCAGGAUAAUAAAGAUGUUCAUCAUGUUAAAACAUAUGAGGUUGUGCUGGAGGAUAAAGAUUUUGUUGAAGGUCCAUGGUCCCGGAACAAUCUUGAUAAUGGCCCUGAUCUAUUGAUACCAGUUCCCCCACCACCACUUUGUGGCGUGCUUAUUGUUGGAGAAGAAACCAUUGUAUACUGCAGUGCUAAUGCUUUCCAGACUACCCAAAUUGAUCCUUCAAUUACGAAAGCCUAUGGAAGAGUUGAUCCUGAUGGUUCUAGAUAUUUACUUGGUGAUCAUAUGGGGUUGCUUAGCCUACUUGUAAUAAUCCAUACUAAUGAAAAGGUUACUGAACUCAAAAUUAUGCCCCUUGGGGAGACUUCCCUUGCAUCUACAAUAUCAUACCUUCAUAGAGGAUUCGAGUAUAUUGUUUCAAGUUUUGGAGUAAUUUGCUAUUUCAUUAGGCCACCUGUGAGUCUCCAGAACUUGAACCGAUAUACACUAAUCCAUCAUCAAGAAAUAGCAUAUUAUCUUACAAUAACGGAGGGAAAGAAAGAACAUAUCUGUUUUAGCAAGCAUUUGCAAUAUUAUUGUAAUUAGUAAGAACAUAAAUAAAACACGUGGGAAUUGGUACACCCAGAUCAAUUUUUUUCAAUUGAUAUUUUCUUUUGCUCUAAUUUUUUUGCUUGGCAAUAUUAAGGAAGUUAAGAAAGGAAUCUGUAUUAUGAAGCAAUUGUAAUACAUUGUAUUCCAUAUUUAUCUUGUUUUGAUGACUUUGAAUUGUAUUA